CUGUCAAAGUCCAGUGGAAGAAACCAUUCAUUUUUUCUUUCCUGGAAGACCUUGUGUUUUCAUUCGUUUCCACUCGAUUUGAUUAAUUUUCAUCGCUUAACCCGAUUUUUAUCCAAUUCCCCGGCACCCUUAAUACUUGGGAAGAGCGCUCAAAGUGCAGGUUUGGAAGGCAACGGGGGCGUAGUCUUUGUCGGGGGACAAGUUCACGACGGUACACACAUACGCACACACAUAGGAACACGAAAAACAAUGGAUCAUCAUCACAAUACAGACUUCCAUCGCAGCUCGAACUCACUUGACUCGGAUUCUAAAUCAAGUUCGUUGAACUCCAAACACGGCAUGGAUACGAUUGUUGCAAACGAGUCCUCUUUCACCUAUCUGUCCGGCGAAAACAUGCAGGACAUCAAGAACGAUGUUUCCUAUAUUUGUCCGUACAGUGGACCGGUCGUUGGAACGUUGACAAUCACAAACUACCGGUUGCACUUCCGUUCCCAACCGGCCAGCGAUAAGGAUCCGGUGGUUAUUGUCGAUUGUUCGCUGGGCGCCGUGAGCCGCAUCGAGAAAGUAGGCGGUGCAAGCUCAAGGGGAGAGAAUUCCUAUGGAAUCGACAUAUUUUGUAAGGAUAUGCGGAACUUACGGUUUGCUCACAAGCAGGAGAAUCAUUCCAGGAGGACAGUUUUUGAGAAACUUCAGCUUUAUGCAUUUCCGCUGGCCAACAAUGGUCAGUUGUUUGCAUUCAAUUAUAGAGAGAAAUUUUUAGAGGACGGCUGGAAUGUGUACGAACCGGUUGCAGAGCUCCGGAGGAUGGGUGUCAACAGUGCGAACAAUGAUACCUGGCGGAUUACGAGGAUAAACGAGAAAUACGAAAUAUGCGACAGUUACCCGUCGGUUUGGGCUGUCCCAAAAUCAGCAAAGGAUGAUUUACUCAAACAGGUGGCUAAUUUCCGCUCCCGGAAUCGUCUACCAGUGCUCUGCUGGAUCCAUCCCAAAUCACUAGCGACAAUAACCCGCUGUUCCCAGCCACUGGUGGGGGUAAGUGGGAAACGGAAUGACGCCGACGAAACCUACAUCAAUUACAUUAUGGAGGCGAAUGCCCAAUCGGACAAGUUGUCCAUUUUCGAUGCGAGACCGAAUGCGAAUGCUAUCGCAAAUAAGGCCAAAGGAGGAGGGUAUGAGUCGGAGGAUGCGUACAAAAAUGUCGAACUCACAUUCCUUGAUAUUCACAACAUCCAUGUGAUGAGGGAAAGUCUGCGGAAACUGAAGGAGAUUUGCUUUCCGGCUAGCGAUGACCAGAAGUGGCUUACGGCGGUGGAGAGUACUCUUUGGUUGAAACACAUCAAGUGUAUUUUGGCCGGAGCGGUUCGAAUCGUUGAUAGGAUCGAAAAUAUGCGCAUGUCUGUGGUGGUGCAUUGUUCAGAUGGUUGGGAUCGCACCUCGCAAUUGACGGCACUGGCUAUGCUCUUGUUGGAUCCAUACUACCGCACAUUGAAGGGCUUCGAAGUGUUGAUUGAGAAGGAAUGGCUAAGCUUCGGGCAUAAGUUUGAACAGCGUAUUGGUCACGGUGAUAAUCAUCAUUCGGACGCGGAUCGGUCGCCGGUGUUUCUGCAAUUCAUCGAUUGUGUCUGGCAGAUUACGAAGCAAUUUCCACACGCACUCGAAUUCAAUGAGUAUUUCCUAAUAACAGUCCUGGAUCAUCUGUAUUCGUGUCGCUUCGGAACGUUUCUUUACAACACAGAGCGGGAAAGGGUGCAGAACGAUCUAAAAAAUCGCACCGUUUCGCUGUGGUCCUUCAUAAGCUCAACGCACGAACAGUAUCGCAAUCCGCUUUACGGUGGACGGAAUAUGGCCGUCCAGACGGUGCUGAAGCCUGUGGUCAGCAUGCGUCACAUCCGGCUCUGGAAGGGCCUCUACUGCCGGUGGAAUCCCAGUAUGCGACAACAGGAUCCGAUUUACCAACGGACGAGAGAACUUUUGGCCCUGCAGGAACAGCUGCUGAAACAGGUCGAGGAAUGCAGGGUGGAGAAAAAUCAACGAACCCAUCAGCAGACGCGAUUGACAUCACCGUUGCAUUAGGUGUUGCGGAGAGGGAUGGUGGGGUGGCCUCAAUCGGUCUCCUUCCUCCGAACUGAUGCUGUGGUGUAUGUUUAGGCGUGAGCGUUGUUCGAAUAAUAAUUAUUGUCAAUGGAAUGACAAGACUUCGCGCGAGCGGAAUGAUAGAUUACUACAGUUGGAUGCUGCUUAAUUAUUGUUUAACGAUGAUUCAGUAUAAAGCCGAUUCGGAAAUAAAUGCUAAUGUAAUAAAUGUUUUCAGCAAAGUUGAAAACGUUAAUGUGUAGUGAUGAGCGUUGUCAAUAGAAAAAAGUUUGCGUGCGUAAUUCUAGCUGAAGUAAUGACCGUUAACUGAUCUGGAAGUUUUCGGACGAAUGGUGUGUGAGAUCCAAAUUAACGAUAGGGAAGAUCACUAGCUUCCUUCUAUAGUCUUAACAUAGCUACUUUCCAACGUGAAUAAAUAUUGCUUUUGCUAGACUCAUGUUGGUCGAGUAGCGCUAUCCUAUCCAAUAUAACCCAUUCAAAACUAGCUUUAGUGCUGAAACAAAGAUACUGCGAACAAGAGAAUAUGGUCGAAAUCGUAAACCCAAGUAUGUAAUAUCCUUGUCGCAUACGACGUGGGAAUUGUCAAGCAUGUUAAUAAAAAGAUUAGUGCAUCUAACGAA
This is a messenger RNA of Toxorhynchites rutilus septentrionalis, 2714 nucleotides long. It is a transcript of the gene mtm, whose product is annotated as myotubularin-related protein 2. The coding region runs from base 250 to 2073 and encodes 607 amino acids. Lineage: Eukaryota; Metazoa; Arthropoda; Insecta; Diptera; Culicidae. Gene Ontology annotation, biological process: dephosphorylation. The record is from RefSeq and is a predicted model, not a curated record. The transcript is spliced from 6 exons. Gene Ontology annotation, molecular function: phosphatidylinositol-3,5-bisphosphate 3-phosphatase activity.